AUGCUCAUAGUGGCUCGUGGAAGAAAACCUGUAGAGCCACAGCCUAAUAACAUGAUUUUGGCAGAGUGGGUUAUGGAGAGAUGGGUACAAGGAGCUAUUCUUGAGGCAAGUGAUCCGAGAUUAGGAGGUGAUUUUGAGGUUGAAGAAAUGGAGUUAGUUUUGAUGUUGGGUCUACUUUGCUCUCAUUCUAAUCCAGUGGCUAGGCCUAGCAUGAGACAAGUGAUGCAGUAUUUGAAUGGCGAUGCUACCUUGCCGAAAGUAAUGGCGGAUGCUAUAGGACCUGGCAUGUUUUCAGUCGGGAGUAGUGAGUAUAAUGAAUAUUUGUCAUCAUUUGGGCAGUUGAAUAGGAAAGGUUUAUUGUGA
Messenger RNA from Ilex paraguariensis (yerba mate), 363 nucleotides. NCBI's taxonomy places the organism in Eukaryota, Viridiplantae, Streptophyta, Magnoliopsida, Aquifoliales, Aquifoliaceae. The record is from the annotation of a GenBank genome assembly.